This is a messenger RNA of Sparassis crispa, 2151 nucleotides long. RefSeq lists its product as hypothetical. The record is from RefSeq and is a predicted model, not a curated record. Gene Ontology annotation, molecular function: ATP binding; protein kinase activity. The transcript has 8 exons. The coding region runs from base 1 to 2151 and encodes 716 amino acids. Gene Ontology annotation, biological process: protein phosphorylation. Lineage: Eukaryota; Fungi; Basidiomycota; Agaricomycetes; Polyporales; Sparassidaceae.
AUGUCAGACACCUCGCAAUUCAAGCUGAACAUUGCAUACGACAUUCUCUGCUCAACUAUGGACCAUCCCCAUGUAUUGAUCGUUUCUGUCUCCACAGGCAUGAGAUGGGUACAAGUAGCGGCUGAGAUUGCUCGGCGGGUCCAAUUAGCACCAACCUUCAUAGUCUUGUACAAGCUGCGCACGCCAACUCCUACGAAUGAGCUCCGGCAAGGAUUACAGAUAGGAGGUGUGGAAGAUAUUGCUGAGAAAGUCAGGUCUCUCGACGAAGUACCGCAUGACAUUACCCAGUUUCCCCCGGAUAAAGUCCAUGUCGUCGUCGUCGUCGUGAGUCCACCGAGAAAGGCAGCCGAAGUGUUUCCCUGGGUCAACCUAUCGCAGACAGCACUGGUUAAACUGUUACAAGUCGUCAUCGAAAUACCCAACAAAUGGUCGAGGAAUGAAGUUACCAGCAAUGGCGGUGUCUUCGUGGAUCGUAGUUGUUCGGUUCUGCAGAACAUAGUCGACAAGUUGAAGGCGAAACGGACGUAUCAGGCAAACUAUAAUAGCCCCGACUUUCAGAAUGCUAGAUCCCUUUCUCAUUUCUCCCAAUCGUUCAUCUCCGUCGUGGGAUCACCUGGCACAGUGGAGGGCGACAAAGAAUUUGCGACAUUCUAUCAUGUCCUCCGGCGUUUUAGCAAUGAUGCACCCCUGGUGCACUCGGACCCCUCCUCGUCCUUGAAAGCGAGCAGUUUCAUGGUGUAUUUCAUCCAUUCACCCUUUUUCUCUGGCAAUAUCCAGAGUGACCCUUUACAGUAUAAGGAACAAUUGUCAUGGCAAUUUCCGAUGUUUGUUACAAGGCGUGACAGUCUCGGUCAUGUGCAAAAGUUCCACCCAAACAGCGAUUUCAGUGUCGUCCUCCGCGAAUUCCAAUGUCCUGUCAUCCUAUCAGAAGUUGUUUCACAGAAGGAUGAAAAUGACCGAUACCGCAUGUUAGUGGAAGCCAUUGUUGCCGCACGUGUGGGCAAAUAUCUCUUGAAGCCUACUUCUCGGAAGCAGUUUUUUGUGAUAGCAAUUUACCUCACAGCUUUUCUGGAAGUGGAGAGGUAUAUUGUGAGCGAAGACUCGUCACCGCAGAAGAUUAAUAUCCAGCAGGAAACUUUUGACCUCUGCAAACCAAGUCGGGCAGUUGAGUUCCUCCGGGAAAUGUACAACUUGAAGCCGUUACUGGAGGAGCUCGCGGCCGAGCUCGAUGAGGAGAAAAGCGCCGAUUUGGCGAAGAUCGAGAUGGACUCGUCGAAAAUGCAUUCUCUCAAUUCCAAGGCGCCCUGGACGAACACCCAUCCAGCAGAAUAUGGACUGGGACCAGUCGCAGAAGACGAUGAAUCAAUGAAUAUCAGUGACGAUGAUAUAGGCGUGUUCAAUACCCGUAGUGUCCAUUCCGUUCUCGACAAGGUGAACUGCGAGAUUGACUCUGUUGGAUACGGGCAUCCUCACGUAGCCCUCGUUGUCCGAAAGGACGAUGGCGCUUCGGCCGGAUUCCUCAAGUUUGUCAAAGACGGAAACCCAGAAAUAGAAAUCCUGCAAUAUCUCUCCCGGAUUGAUUCACCCGCCAACCACACCAUUCGCCCCAUUCGUGUCUGGCCUAUCGAAGGGGGCAGGAUCGUCUCAAUGUCCGUUGGAGGUGGCUGGAUCACUUACCUCGAAGAUCUCGAUGCGCGUCUUUGGGGAGCUUCGCAACAACUGUUCGAAGCUGUCGGAUUUAUGCAUGAUCACGGUGUGGCACACAUGGACCUGAAACCAGGAAACAUCGUAAUCCCCCCCGUCUACGGAAAGCUGUCCAUCAUUGACUUCAGCAUUGCUGAGCGCGUCAAAGGUCCAGGACACAAACUGAUGGGUUACGUAGGCACGAGAGGUUAUGCUGCUCCCGAGGUCGGUCGAGCGGCUUAUUGCCCUAUCCGCGCAGACCUGUGGUCGUGCGGUAAAGUGAUUCAAGAGCUUUGUGAGGAUGUGAAACCAUCUUUUGCUCGUACGUGGCUACGUGAGGUCAGCAAGCGCCUUAUGGACAACGAUCCAGACAAGAGGCCGAUGAUGGCGGAGAUCCUUGAGGCCAUGUCAAGGGUUGUCCAUGACAGGGAUGAACUCGAGCCUGAUGGAGUUGUUGAAACCCAGUGA